GUUAAAAAAAAGUAGAGUAUAAAAAUAGCAGUAAAUAGUUAUAAAUAUAGAGAGAGCAUGGUGAUGGUGGAUCUCCUCUCUCCUUCUUCUCUCUCUUUUCUUCUGUGUCAUCACACUCAUCACCAUCUCGCACCACCACGCUGCUAGUGUAAGUGCGUGGGGUGAGCUUGGUGUCCUUGUCGUUGUGUCCUCUCUCUCUCUCUCUCUCUCUCUUUGUCUCUCUACGUCAAGUUCCGUUGCUUUCUUUUGCUGCUGCGGACUGUUCUUUCUCUCUCUCUCUAUACCUACCUGUAUUUCUCUCGGUGUUUUGCAGUGCUGCCUUGGCAAUCCCCACCGGCUCGCCAGACGAUAUUUCCGGGGAAAAUAACAAAAACCCAGAUUAUAUUUAUAUAUCAAUCAAUCAAUUCUCUCUCUGCGACUUGUCACCGUUUUGGCGCAAUCGACAGAAUUUUUCAUCGCCAGAUGGUGGAAUGCCCAUUACACCAACUGAUCUCUAUUAUUAUAUACUCACCCGGCUGCUACUUAUACUCAUUGAUUCUCACCCUUUCUCCUUGCAUUGAUACUAUCUAGAAUGGGAAUUGAUGUGGCCUUGUUCACUGCUAAAAUCUCUAACCAGGAGCCACUCCUUUCUAUUGUCCUCACUGGCAAUCAUAGCCUGCCUGUGCUCGAGCUAGCCUCAAUUUGCAUCCACUUGACAUUGUUUCUUGUGUUCAUCUCAGUUGUGUCUGCGAGACAGAUAUGCUUGUGCUUUGGCCGAAUUCGGGUCAGCAAGGAGAAUUCAAAUGCACAGGCAAAUUUAGGUGCAGAACCGGUUCCAGUUCUGGGAAGAGUUGAUGUGGAAAUUCGGAGGGUUGAGGUCAAUAAAAGCUACAAGUUUUCUAUUUUGUGUUGCUUCUAUGUGCUGUUCCUGUGCAUUGUUUUAUUGGGAUAUGAUGGGGUUGGUCUGAUAAGGCAGGCUGCACACAAGGAGAAUGUGAAUUGGACCUUUAUACUUUUACCUGCAGCCCAGAGUUUGGCUUGGUUUGUGUUGAGCUUUUCGGCAAUCUACUGCAAAUUCAGGGCAGCUGAGAAGUUCAACUUGCUUAUGAGGGUAUGGUGGAUACUAUCUUUUUUGAUUUGUUUGUGUAGUUUGUAUGUUGAUAUUAGAGGGCUUGUAUCUGAUGGGUCAGCAGACUUAAGUUCUCAUGUCUUGGCAAAUUUUGCUGAAACACCUGCCCUUGCCUUCCUUUGUUUCGUUGCCUUUAAAGGUGACAGUGGUGUACAAGUAUACAGGAACUCUGAUGCUGAAGAGCCGUUGCUGGCCCAAGGAGAACCCGAGUGUCUCAAAGUUACUCCUUACAGUAACGCUGGUUUCUUCAGUUUGGCCACUCUUUCCUGGCUAAACCCCCUUCUUUCUGCUGGUGCUAAGAGACCACUUGAGCUGAAAGACAUUCCGCUUCUUGCACAAAAAGAUCGUUCCAAGACCAACUAUAAGUUACUUAAUUCAAACUGGGAGAAGUUGAAAGCUGAAAACCCUUCUAGACAACCUUGUUUAGCUUGGGCUAUUCUCAAAUCUUUCUGGAGGGAGGCUGCCUGCAAUGCGAUUUUUGCAGCUCUGAAUACUCUAGUUUCAUAUGUGGGUCCAUACAUGAUUAGCUACUUUGUAGACUACUUAGCUGGGGUUGAAACAUUUCCCCAUGAAGGGUACAUUCUGACUGGAAUUUUCUUUGUAGCAAAGUUGAUAGAGACAUUGACAACCAGGCAAUGGUAUCUUGGGGUUGACAUUUUGGGCAUGCAUGUUAGAUCUGCUCUCACUGCAAUGGUAUACCGCAAAGGACUCAAGCUCUCAAGCUCUGCCAGACAAAGCCACACCACAGGGGAGAUGGUGAAUUACAUGGCGGUUGAUGUUCAGAGAGUAGGAGACUAUUCUUGGUACCUUCAUGAUAUAUGGAUGCUGCCUCUUCAAAUCAUCCUUGCUCUUGCAAUUCUAUAUAAGAAUGUUGGAAUUGCAUCUGUUGCGACACUAAUUGCAACUGUUAUAUCCAUUGUUGCAACAAUCCCAUUAGCACGGAUUCAGGAAGACUAUCAAGACAAAUUAAUGGCUGCUAAAGAUGAUAGAAUGAGAAAGACUUCUGAAUGCCUUAGGAACAUGCGGAUUCUCAAGUUGCAAGCUUGGGAGGAUAGGUACCGAAUUAUGUUGGAGGAAAUGCGCAGUGUGGAAUACAAAUAUUUGCGUAAAGCUCUUUAUACACAAGCAUUAGUUACUUUUAUUUUUUGGAGCUCUCCAAUAUUUGUUUCAGCCAUCACUUUUGGCACCUGCAUAUUGUUGGGAGGUACGCUUACAGCAGGAAGUGUUCUUUCUGCUUUGGCAACAUUCAGGAUCCUUCAGGAACCACUCAGAAAUUUCCCCGACCUGGUUUCAAUGAUGGCUCAGACAAAAGUAUCCCUUGAUCGAAUAUCUGGAUUUCUACUGGAGGAAGAGUUGCAGGGAGAUGCAACUGUUGUGCUGCCUCGUGGCACCUCAAAUGUGGCUAUAGAAAUUAAGGACUCUGACUUUUGCUGGGAUGCAUCUUCUAUGAGGCCAACAUUGUCAGGCAUACAAUUAAGAGUUGAACGAGGAAUGCGUGUAGCUGUCUGUGGCAUGGUGGGCUCUGGGAAGUCAAGCUUCCUUUCUUGCAUCCUUGGUGAAAUUCCCAAAGUCACUGGCGAAGUUCGAGUAUGUGGAACUUCUGCUUAUGUCUCUCAGUCAGCUUGGAUACAAUCUGGAACAAUAGAAGAAAACAUUCUCUUUGGCAGCCCAAUGGAUAAAUCAAAGUACAAGAGUGUGAUCCAUGCUUGCUCGCUGAAAAAGGACUUGGAGCUUUUCUCACAUGGCGACCAGACUAUUAUUGGUGAUAGAGGCAUAAAUCUUAGCGGUGGUCAGAAGCAAAGGGUGCAACUAGCCAGGGCACUCUAUCAGGACGCAGACAUAUAUUUGCUGGACGAUCCCUUUAGUGCUGUUGAUGCACAUACAGGCUCUGAAUUAUUCAAGGAGUACAUAAUAACAGCUCUAGCCACGAAAACUGUUGUUUUUGUAACUCAUCAGGUUGAAUUUUUGCCUGCUGCUGAUUUAAUAUUGGUUCUUAAGGAAGGUCGUAUCAUUCAAUGUGGCAAGUAUGAUGACCUUCUUGAAGCAGGAACUGAUUUCAGAACUCUGGUUUCAGCUCAUCAUGAAGCAAUUGAAGCUAUGGACCUUUCUAGUUCUGAAGAACCAGACCAGCAUCAUCCUCUUGAUGGCUCUGUUCUAAUGAGUAAAAAAUGUGAAUCAAUUGGAGCUAAUAUUGAUAGUCUGGGAAACGAAGUGCAAGAAUGCGGAUCUGCUGCUGAGCAGAAAGCAAUCAAAGAGAAAAAGAAAGCUAAACGUUCUAAGAAAAAGCAGCUUGUUCAGGAAGAGGAACGUGAGAGAGGAAGGGUUAGCAUGAAAGUUUAUCUAUCAUAUAUGGGAGCUGCAUAUAAGGGUUUGCUCAUUCCUCUUAUCAUUAUUGCACAAACAUUAUUUCAAGUUCUUCAGAUAGCUAGUAACUGGUGGAUGGCUUGGGCAAAUCCACAAACCCCAGGGGAUGAAGCAAGAACAAGUAGUUUGGUUCUUAUUCUUGUUUAUAUGGCCCUUGCCUUUGGGAGCUCGUGGUUUAUAUUUAUUAGAGCUGUUCUGGUUGCUACUUUUGGUCUGGCUGCGGCACAGAAGUUGUUUCUGAAAAUGCUGAGAACAGUUUUUCGCUCACCAAUGUCUUUCUUUGACUCCACUCCAGCAGGGCGUAUCUUAAAUCGUGUGUCUGUUGAUCAAAGUGUUAUUGAUCUCGAUAUUCCGUUCAGACUCGGUGGCUUUGCUUCAACAACAAUCCAGCUGAUUGGUAUCGUUGGUGUCAUGACAGAAGUCACCUGGCAAAUUUUGCUUCUUGUUAUCCCAAUGGCAAUAGCUUGCCUAUGGAUGCAGAAAUACUAUAUGGCUUCCUCAAGGGAACUGGUUCGCAUUGUCAGCAUCCAAAAAUCUCCAAUUAUCCAUCUCUUUGGUGAGUCAAUAGCUGGAGCUGCCACAAUCAGAGGUUUUGGGCAAGAGAAAAGAUUUAUGAAAAGAAAUCUCUAUCUUCUUGAUUGUUUCACACGUCCAUUCUUCUGCAGUAUAGCUGCUAUAGAAUGGCUCUGCCUACGCAUGGAGUUGCUUUCAACAUUUGUCUUUGCUUUCUGUAUGGUUUUGCUUGUGAGUUUUCCCCAUGGAAGUAUAGAUCCAAGUAUGGCAGGCCUUGCUGUGACAUAUGGCCUAAACUUGAAUGCACGUUUAUCGCGGUGGAUACUUAGCUUUUGCAAGCUUGAAAACAAAAUUAUUUCUAUAGAAAGGAUUCACCAAUACUGUCAAAUCCCUAGUGAGGCACCUGUGGUUAUUGAAGAUUCUCGUCCCCCGUCAUCAUGGCCAGAAGAAGGAACUAUUGAACUCUUUGAUUUAAAGGUUCGGUAUAAGGAGAAUCUUCCUAUUGUGCUCCAUGGCGUAACGUGCAGAUUUCCAGGUGGGAACAAAAUUGGAAUUGUUGGCCGAACAGGAAGUGGAAAAUCUACUCUGAUUCAGGCCCUAUUCCGAUUGGUUGAACCUGCUGAAGGAAGAAUAGUUAUAGACAAUAUUGACAUUUCAAGCAUUGGCUUGCAUGAUCUUCGUGGUCGUUUGAGUAUUAUUCCCCAAGAUCCAACAUUAUUCGAAGGGACCAUUAGAGGCAACCUUGACCCCCUUGAAGAACAUACAGAUGAAGAAAUAUGGCAGGCGUUGGACAAGUCCCAGCUUGGAGAUAUAGUUCGAGAGAAAGAGCAAAAACUGGAUACCCCAGUGUUAGAAAACGGAGACAAUUGGAGCGUAGGGCAGCGGCAGCUUGUAUCUCUCGGGCGGGCGUUACUGAAACAAGCGAGGAUCUUGGUGCUGGACGAAGCAACAGCCUCGGUUGAUUCAGCAACAGAUAACCUAAUCCAGAAGAUCAUUAGAACAGAGUUCGAGGACUGCACCGUCUGUACGAUUGCACACCGGAUCCCUACUGUAAUUGAUAGUGACCUUGUAUUGGUCCUCAGUGAUGGUCGAAUUGCCGAGUUUGAUACUCCAGCUCGACUAUUAGAGGACAAGUCGUCGAUGUUUCUUAAGUUGGUGUCGGAGUACUCUUCAAGAUCAAGCCCCAUUCCUCCUGAUCUUUGAUCUUUCAUCUAAGGUCACACACUUCACACAGAGGGAAAAUUGGUUGUAUUUGUCAUCAUGGGGGGAAAUGGGAAUAAGAUGGGCCUUUGUUUUUUUUACUUUUACUUUUGCUUGACACGUUUGUUAGUAGUAAGUAAGAAGUAAGAAUAGAACAGACGGUAAAUUUUGUAGUGUCACAAAGCCAAGGCUGCUUUUCUUUUCAACUACCGCCCCAUUUCGUUUUC
This is a messenger RNA of Ipomoea triloba (trilobed morning glory), 5412 nucleotides long. RefSeq names its product ABC transporter C family member 5. The coding region runs from base 572 to 5188 and encodes 1538 amino acids. The transcript has 12 exons. The record is from RefSeq and is a predicted model, not a curated record. Gene Ontology annotation, cellular component: plant-type vacuole; vacuolar membrane. NCBI's taxonomy places the organism in Eukaryota, Viridiplantae, Streptophyta, Magnoliopsida, Solanales, Convolvulaceae. Gene Ontology annotation, biological process: transmembrane transport. Gene Ontology annotation, molecular function: ABC-type transporter activity; ATP hydrolysis activity; ATP binding.